Molecule: messenger RNA, 2922 nt
Organism: Tremella mesenterica DSM 1558
Lineage: Eukaryota; Fungi; Basidiomycota; Tremellomycetes; Tremellales; Tremellaceae
Exons: 2
Coding region: 1-2922 (973 amino acids)
Source: RefSeq, a predicted model, not a curated record
AUGGAAGAAGAGCGCGAGAGGCGUAAAGCGGCGGCAAAAGCCCAAGAUGGCAGAGAGAGACGAACGAUGACAAGAGAAGAGAUGGAGAAGGAGCGCGCCAGGAGGAAAGCAGCUGCUGAGGGUGGUGGAGAACGACCGAGGAUGACAAGAGAGGAGAUGGAAAGGGAGCUCGCGAGGCGUAAAGCCGUAGCGGAAAGAGGUGGCGAUUCUGAAGGGAAACCCGAUGGUUUGAAGAUGACUAGGGAGGAGAUGGAAAGGGAGCGGGCGAGGCGUAAGGCUGCGGAAAAUGCUACCGGCUCUGCAAAAUCUCAGGUGACCAGAGAAGAAUUGGAGAAAGACCGCAUCCGACGUGAAGCCAUGGAAGCUGCCUCGAACGAGUCGGAACCCCCAAAAUUGACACAGCCAGAACGAGCUCAGAAAGCCCGUGGACGAUCGUCAUCUGAUUCCGAGUCACCGCCUUCUAGUGAGAAAGGGAAGGAGAGGAUCGACGAUGAGAAAUCUGGUUCAUCCACAUCAUCUCAGUACAAGACUUCGACAGAUUCAUCUUCCUCUUCUCCGGAGUCGAGAUCGGGUUCUUCGUCUGAUAUCAAGGGCAGACCAUUGAAAUCCGCUAUGAAAAGCUCAAGGCCAGCAGAAAGCAGUGGACGGAAUGGGGAUGACGGAGAUCAGAUGAGGUCAAGUAGAGAAGAGAGUUUGGGAGGAGAAGACAGUGAAAAGGAGGAAUCGGGGGAAACUACAGGGGGUAUCUCGUCAGAGGACGACCCACUCAUGGCUGGCGACUAUCGCGCAUUGAAGUCUAUCCUGAAAAAGCCCGGCGCGAAGAAAAAGAAGAAGAAGAAAGAUCGACCAACAGUGCAUCAUAAUCAUUUCUUGACAAUGAGAGGUUGGCGGCCUACUUUGGUACCUUUUCCACAUGGCAUGCAUCCGAAGCCGGGAGAACCCAGGGGAACGCUGUGGUGGGAUAACGUGCCGCGUGAUGCGAGCAAAUUGAUGGUACAGAAACCGCCCAAGGAGCCGGAGAAGGAUGAUGAGGAGACAGGGUCAGAGACGGGAACCUCGGAGUCAGGGAAGGCGGACAAGGAAGAGAAAGAGGCAAAGGUCGAGAAGAAGAAAGAUGACAUUUCGAAGGAAAAGCAGAUGGAGAUUCUGAAAAAGAAGCAAGAAGAGAGAUUAAGGGAGAAGCAAGCUGAGAGUAAGCGGCCGGAAAAGACGGAGAGUGAAACAGCUCAGGAGAAGAAGGAGAAACCUGGAGAGGCGAGACAUGGGCACGUAGACGAGAAAGAUAAGGAAAGGGAAAGAAUGAAGGAGAUGAUGAAGGAAAAGGAAAUGCUGAAUGCGCAGGACGGGCGAAAAGACAAGGGCAAGGGGAGGGCCAUAGAUACAGAUGAUGACGCGGAGAAGGAAUCGGCGAAGAUGAAGCAACUGGAGAUGCUCAAGGCGAAGGCGAAGGGCAAGGAGAAAGCGAGUGGAGAGGACCCAGAAAAAGAUAAUGACAAGGAAAAGGCGAAGAUGAAGGAGAUGAAACAAGCUCGAGCGGCUCAGCAGGCGCAGGAGGGAGAGAAAAAGGAGAAGGAGAUGACACCUGAGAUGAUGGCGGGGUUAGAAAAGGCUAAAACCACCAAGGAGGCCCGGGGGAAGAAGACCAGUGUAGAGGACAGUCAGAUGACGCCGGAGAUGAUGGAGAGAAUGAAGAGAGCUCGAGCGGCUAAAGAGGCGCAGGAAGGAGAAGGUAAAGGGAAAGAGAUGACGCCGGAGAUGAUGGAGAAGAUGAGGAGAGCUCGAGCGGCCAAAGAGGCGCAGGAAGGAGAAGGUCAGGGGAAAGAGAUGACACCGGAGAUGAUAGAGAAGAUGAAGAGAGUACAAGCAGCGAAGGAAGCUCAAGGGACAGGGGGAAGUGGGGAGAACAGAGAAAUGACACCGGAGAUGUUGGAGAAGAUGAAGCGAGCUCGAGCGGCUAGAGAGUCGCAGGCAGGAGAAGGUGAAGAGAAAGAGAUGACGCCGGAGAUGAUGGAGAAGAUGAAGAGGGCUCGAGCAGCAAAAGAAGCCCAAAUGACAGAUGUGAGUGGGGAGAAAAGGGAAAUGACACCGGAGAUGUUGGAGAAGAUGAAGCGAGCUCGAGCGGCUAGAGAGUCGCAGGCAGGAGAAGGUCAGGGGAAAGAGAUGACACCGGAGAUGUUGGAGAAGAUGAAGAGAGCUCGAGCAGCGAAAGAAGCCCAAGGGACAGGGACAAAUGGGAAGAACAGAGACAUGACACCAGAGAUGAUGGAGAAAAUGAAAAGAUACAGAGCUGCAAAAGAGGCUCAAGGGAAAGAAGUCAAUGGGGACAAACGAGAGAUGACACCGGAGAUGAUCGAAAAGCUUAAACGUGCUCAACGAGAAAGGAACGAAGGGAAUGAGAGAGGUGAGAUGACACCUGAUAUGAUCGAAAAUCUCAAACGUGCUCAGCGAGAAAGAAAUGAAGGGAAUGAGAGAGGUGAGAUGACACCUGAUAUGAUCGAAAAACUCAAAAGGGCGCAACGUAAAGGCGAAUUGACACCUGAAAUGAUAGAAAAACUCAAACGUACUAGAACUCGAUCAACCCAAUCUGGUCAAGGAACAACUAAAGAACAACUCACUCCUGAUAUCAUUGAUAAAAUCAAACGUUCUCAAGCUACCCGAGUGAGAUCUCCAAAUAGAAUUGAUGAACGUCGAACAGGAGUGAAAAGUGGGAGAGAAAGACAGGAUGAUGAGGUGAGAGGAAAAGAAAUUAAAAAACCUAACUUAAAAGAAAUGACAGAAGAAGAAAGGGAAGAUUAUUUGAUUGCUUAUAAAGCUGCGAAAGAAAAGAAGAAAAUAGAGUUACAAAGACUUGAAAAAGUUAAAAAAGGACAAGGUAGUAGUGGUUUAAGUCAUGAGGAAAAAGAAAUUUUAUCUCCUAUUUGA